Messenger RNA from Cavenderia fasciculata, 660 nucleotides. RefSeq names its product 40S ribosomal protein S3 (gene rps3). Gene Ontology annotation, cellular component: nucleus; cytosolic small ribosomal subunit. The transcript is spliced from 2 exons. Lineage: Eukaryota; Evosea; Eumycetozoa; Acytosteliales; Cavenderiaceae. Gene Ontology annotation, molecular function: structural constituent of ribosome; RNA binding. The record is from RefSeq and is a predicted model, not a curated record. Bases 1 to 660 code for a protein of 219 amino acids. Gene Ontology annotation, biological process: translation.
AUGUCACACACCACCAAGCAAAUUUCAAAGAAGAGAAAGUUCGUCGCCGAUGGUGUCUUCCACGCUGAAUUGAAUGAAUUGUUCACCCGUGAAUUCAACAAGGAUGAAGGUUACUCUGGAGUUGAAUUGAAGCAAGGUCCAGCUUCAACUGAAAUUACCAUCCGUGCCUCCAAGACCCAAGCCAUCGUUGGUGAAAACGCCCGUCGUGUUCACGAACUUUGCUCUUUGGUCCAAAAGAGAUUCGGUUUCAAGGAAGGUGCCGUCACCAUCUUUGCCGAGAAGGUCCAAAACCGUGGUCUCUGUGCCGUCGCUCAAGCCGAGUCACUCAAGAUCAAGUUGUUGGCCGGUCUCCCAGUCAGACGUGCCUGUUACGCCAUCCUCCACCAAGUCAUGACCAAGGGUGCUAAGGGUUGUGAAGUCAUCGUCUCUGGUAAGCUCCGUGCUCAAAGAGCCAAGAGCAUGAAGUUCCGUGAUGGUUACAUGAUCAAGUCCGGUCAACCAAGUCAACAAUUCGUCGACUUUGCUGUCCGUCACGUUCUCCUCCGUCAAGGUACUUUGGGUGUCAAGGUCGCUAUUAUGUUGCCACACGACCCAACAGGAAAGAACGGUUGCACCAUCCCACAACCAGAUAUUGUCAUCAUCAAGGAUCCAGUCGAAUAA